CGUUGCCAUACAGUUGAAUUCCCAACUUGCUUCAAGUCCAAAGUAUGUACAUACAACAAUACACUUGUUCCCAUCAGAUUUUUACACUUAUUGGUUUUUUGCAAACCUUAAUGCUUCUCCCUCUUUCCACUUGCGCAGAUCCAAGGUCUGCAUAAAAAUAAUCCCAGUGAAGUGUCUGAAGAUAUAUAUGCACUAGCGUGUGGUCUUGAACCUUGGGUUGUGUCAUACUCUACUUGCAUCAUGAAUGGCAUAAGAUUUCAUACGAGAAACUGUGAAUAACUCUGUCGUACUCAAAAUUCUGGUGUUUUGGUUAGUGGUGAACACCAAUCAGAAAGUGUCGAGUUUUAUGGUGUUGUAAAAGACAUUUUGGCAUUACAGUAUAUGGGAUGGCAUCAUGUCUACUUAAUUGAGUGCCAAUGGUUUGACAUUGCUGAUCCCAUACGAGGGAUACGUGUGGGUGAGCAUGUUAUGAGUGUUAAUAUGUCGAGAUCACGGUACAAGGACGAGCCUUUUGUUUUGGCAUGCCAAGCUUCACAUGUGUUUUACCUACAAAAUACAGGCUUGGGUAGUAGUUGGUAUGCGGUGCAGAAGGUGAGAAACAAAAAUGUUUAUGACGUUCCAUCGAACCCAUUAAUAGAAGAUUAUGAAUCUGAUUCCAGAGACGUUGAUGUUUACCAAGAGGAAAAUGACGGAGAUGCUUAUAUACCAGUCCAAGUCGAUGACGAUGGACUAGUUAGUCCAUUGCACAGGAGAUAUGUUCGGAUGACAGUUCCAACUCUCUUGGCAGCACAAGUGAAGAUCUCUCCACUGAUGAUGAAACAGACUCGAAUUAGGUGUGGGGAAGAAACUUGGAUGAGCUGGAUGACCACUACAUAUGUUUGUUGUCCUUUGUUUUUGCGUCUGACCUAGAUGAGCUGAAAGGCUUGAAGAAGUCUGAAGUAGCUAAUGUUGAAGGAGAUGAAGUAGCUAAUGUCUGAAGUAGUUAGCUACUGGAGGAGAUGAUUGAAGAAGUCUGAAGUAGCUAAUGUAGUCAAAGUCUAGUACUACAUACAGUGAUCCUGUAUUGUAAAAUUAAUGAUGAUGGAUGACUUGUGACUGUAAUAUUUUUUGGAAUGAUUAAAUGACUGUAAUGAAGAAGUUUGUACUACAUGAAGUGAUCCUGGUUUAAUGACUGUAAUAUUUUCUGAAAUGAUUAAAUUUUAUGAAGAUUG
Messenger RNA from Juglans microcarpa x Juglans regia, 1211 nucleotides. RefSeq lists its product as uncharacterized. Bases 382 to 909 code for a protein of 175 amino acids. NCBI's taxonomy places the organism in Eukaryota, Viridiplantae, Streptophyta, Magnoliopsida, Fagales, Juglandaceae. The record is from RefSeq and is a predicted model, not a curated record. The transcript is spliced from 3 exons.